Messenger RNA from Austrofundulus limnaeus, 2120 nucleotides. RefSeq names its product AT-rich interaction domain 6 (gene arid6). The transcript is spliced from 6 exons. Gene Ontology annotation, cellular component: nucleus. Gene Ontology annotation, biological process: regulation of transcription by RNA polymerase II. The record is from RefSeq and is a predicted model, not a curated record. Lineage: Eukaryota; Metazoa; Chordata; Actinopteri; Cyprinodontiformes; Rivulidae. Bases 214 to 1974 code for a protein of 586 amino acids. Gene Ontology annotation, molecular function: transcription cis-regulatory region binding.
ACUGGUUUGACGAUAUAAACUCAGCAGGAAGCUAUUUGGGUGAACACCUCCUCUGUCACUGUCGCAUUCUCACAGAGACUUGAGACACACGAGUGUGACGGACGCGGCACGGCAGCGACAGUGAUUUCAUUGUUCGUUUAGCUCACUGGGAGGACUUGCAACCUUGUUUUCUCUUAAGGCAAUGAGAUAGUCGUAUCUAUCCUUACCGGCACAAUGGAAACUCAGGUUCAAAUGACAGCGGCCCACAGUGACAUCCAGGAGAAGAUCAUCAGAGAGCCGAUGGUGGAGAACUCUGAGGAACAAUUCCUCAAAAAUCUUUACGUCUUUAUGAAGAAAAGAGACACACCGAUAGAAAGAAUCCCCAACCUGGGCUUCAAACAAAUUGAUCUAUUUGUGAUGUUCAAGACGGUCAAUGAAAUGGGGGGCUACCACAAGGUGACAUCUCAUCAGCUGUGGAAACGAGUUUACAACACACUUGGAGGAAACCCUCGGAGCACCAGUGCAGCCACGUGCACCCGCAGACAUUAUGAAAAGCUGCUACUACCUUAUGAGUGUCACCUGAAAGGCAUAUUAAUGAGCGACACACCUGACCAUCAGCCGAAACCUUACCGCUACACCAAAGAUGAUGAUGGAGGCCAGAGACUAUCCAAACGCAGGUUGUUGUCCCUGCAGCUGCACCAGGGAUUGCACAGUUUCCAGUCAAACCCACAUGGGAGUAUCUACUCUCUGCCUCUCCACUACCCCAACUUCUACCACCCAAGCCACCCCAUUCUGCCGCCUUUUGUCCCCAUCUCGCCUUCUGUGUUGACACCACAUACCCCCACUGUUGUCCAGCCCAGAUUCCCCUUCCAUCCGUCUCAGCCGGACUCUACCGAAAUGGUCAAGGAACCACUGGAGCAGCUGCGCUACCUGGCAGAGCAGUACAAGACCUCAGCUGGACAGCCUCUGAAUCUGAGUGUGAAAGAUUCAAACUGGGAGUCAAGCCUGAGCCCAGCCUCGUCGUUCUCCCCUGCUUCGGGCAGCAAAAAUCCAAAGUUUUUAAAUAAACCUUCCACGCUCUACAGCCAUCACCGUGCAGGUGUGGUGAGAGGUGAAAGGUGUGAGUCGCAGGACGAUGAGUCCAGAGAACAGGUCUCUCCUGUCUCUGAACCUACAAAAGAAAUGGAGGCGAAUGCUGCUGAUGUCAUCAUCUCCACACCCUCAAAUAGCCCCGUGAAUAGUUGUGAUCUGACAGUCGAGGAUGACAUGGAUGUCAUUGAAGUGGUGAAACCCGCCAGCUCUCCAAAAACAGACUUUCCGAAAACCAGAGAGGCCAGUCAAGUUUCAGAGGGUGUCAGUCAAAUAUUCCCCAAAGAAAAGCAGGAGAGUAAUAUGGAAAUUGAGGUUCCGCUGUCCGUGGUCCAAAACUGGCUCAACAUGUGCAGGGCUCCAACUAAAGAACCUUUUUCUCCAGACCAUGAGGUGUCCUCUAGAAAAAGAAGCUGGUCUGACGUGAAUGACUCCCCCACCGACCUGACAUGUCGCGUGAAUCCCAAGAACCAGAGCUCAUCGGAGGAUCUGAGGCUGAGGAAAGACCUGAGCUUAACACCAAACAUUCAGACAACCAUCCAGCAGCACUGCAUUAAUCAGAGUCCAUUCACCAGUUGCAAAACCUCUCCUGCAGGUGGCGUUCUGAAAGCUGCAGCUAUCCGAGACAUUUGGCCGUUCCAUCAGCAGAGGGUGGAAAAGCCAUUUAACUUCAAGUCUGCAGGUUUAUGGGAUUUCUGUGGUAAAGACACUCUAGCUCCCCCAAAACCAAUUUUUGCUGAUUCUGCUCCUAAAUUCUUUGGGGAAGACCUAGUCCAUGGGGGUAAACAGAGAAUAGAGAUGGAGUCUUCGGCUGUGCUCAUGGUGAACUCCAGCCCGGCUUCUGUGCUGCACCUCACUACGGAGGAGGUCAUGAAACUUAAGAAGAUCAUCUCGAGUUCAUCAUAAAGACCUGGUUACUAACCCAACACCACAUUUAAGCUUUAUUUUCUUUUUACUUUUUUUCACUCAAGUUUCAGUCUGUUGAAAUAAUGAAAAAUCAUCAAAACACAUAUACAUUAUUUUGUUUGGAAUAAAUUGACAAGACGUUUCAA